AUGAAUGAACAUGUAAUAAACAAAAGCGGUAAUAAGCACUGUUUCUUGUGCGGAGGAAAGAACCCCAGCUGGGGAUGCCUGCCUUUUGCGGUGCUGGCAUGCACAAAGUGCGCUGGCGGAAUGCGGGAGCUGGGGACAGGCGUGUGCACGGUGAAGUCACUAUUAUUAGACUCUGUGGACAGCGAGUUUCUUCGCCCUUUUAUGACGGGGAGUAACGCUGUCUUCCUGGACUGGUACGGAGAAAGGAGCAAGGAGGAGCUUUCGCCCUCGUUUUUCAAAAGCCCCCUUGCAAAGGAGUACGUGGAGGCUCUCCAGCGCGGAGACGUGAGGGAAAAAGCUGCCACCAGCGCCCCAGUGAUCACGCCUGGUGCAGGCAGUUCCUGCCCCUCCAGCAGAGCCCAGAAAAAGUCGAAGCUGCGCUUUGCCUCCGCCAACGAAAGCGAGCCCGUGGAGGAGGCGCCUGCAAAGGAGGAGACGCCUGCCGAGAGGGAGGUGUGCAAGAAAAAGUCCGCGAUCAGGAGAGUGCCUGGGAGAAUUGUGUCCAGCGGGGCCGAGGGGGCCGACCGCCUGGGGAUGUUCAGAAAUGUAGAAAGUGCAAAAAGCGAGGCGAGCGAAGGAAAGUCCCCAGAAAUCACACCCAGCAAGUAUGCAGGCGAGCGAAGCACGCGCGUCUUCUCGGGCGGGGCGCAGCAUAGCUCAGAGCCGGCGGAAAUUGUAAGAGGAAAGAACUUUAUUGGAAGCACGCCUGCACAAAAAGAGUCAGUUUCUGACAGACUAAAGAAAAGCCUGGAAAAAGGAAAAAAAACACUUUUAAACACGUUUAAGAAAUAA
Molecule: messenger RNA, 831 nt
Organism: Nematocida major
Lineage: Eukaryota; Fungi; Microsporidia
Exons: 1
Coding region: 1-831 (276 amino acids)
Biological process (GO): COPI coating of Golgi vesicle
Molecular function (GO): GTPase activator activity
Source: RefSeq, a predicted model, not a curated record